Selaginella moellendorffii is the source of this 2055-nucleotide messenger RNA. Its product is annotated as pentatricopeptide repeat-containing protein At2g13600-like. Bases 191 to 2041 code for a protein of 616 amino acids. Gene Ontology annotation, molecular function: protein binding; RNA binding. Lineage: Eukaryota; Viridiplantae; Streptophyta; Lycopodiopsida; Selaginellales; Selaginellaceae. The transcript has 2 exons. Gene Ontology annotation, cellular component: intracellular membrane-bounded organelle. The record is from RefSeq and is a predicted model, not a curated record. Gene Ontology annotation, biological process: RNA modification.
AUUGAGAAAUUCGCUCUUGAGGAGGAGGAAGCAUCACUUACUGCACGAUAUAAGGCAGGUCUAUAGCUGUGGCAGCGAGCCCGCUCCGGUGGAUCUCGGCUAGAGACUGCUUGCUCAAAAUUGACAGCGAAACAAGUAAGUCUCCUCUCGAUAUCUUAAGUUCGCUUGGCUAAGUGGUAAACGUGUCCAUAUGAUCCAUGCUUUAAGAAGGGAAAGAUGUAGACCCGGGCAAGCCGCUGCUCUUUUGAGCUUGAGUAAGGAUGACAAGCACGUUUGCCUGGACGAUCGUCAAGUAAGCACCGCUGUCGACGAGCUCGACAGAUCCGGCAGAAGCUGCUCCUACGACACUUACGCUAGCUUUCUACGGCAGUGUGGUGACAACAGGGCCUUGGAGCAGGGGAAAAAGGUCCACGCUCUCAUUUCCCGGGAAAAAGGUCCACGCUCUCAUUUCCGCGGGGACAGGUUUUUGGGAAACUUGCUGGUGCAAAUGUAUGGCAAGUGCCAGAGCUUGGAUGAUGCUGUCGCGGCUUUCGAGAGCAUCGAGCGGAAGAAUCUCUUCACGUGGACGAUAAUGUUCGCGGCGUUUGCCCACAAUGGGUAUGUUCUACAGGCAAGGGAGCUGUUCGACAAAAUGCCGCAAAGAGAUCUGGUUUCCUGGACCACGAUGGUGGCUGCCUAUGCCAGCAAUGGUUGCAACGGUGAAGCUCUGGACGUGUUUAAAGCGAUGGACUUGGAGGGUGUCCAGGUCGAUGGCAUUGCAGUUCUGAGUACGUUGGAUGCUUGUACUGAACUCGCACACGGUCGGGUGAUUCAUCAGGCAGUUUCAGGGACGAUCCUUGAAGACGACGUGAAAGUUGGAACAGCGCUGGUCACCAUGUAUGGCAGAUGCCACUGCCUGGUAAGUGCUCGGAUAGCCUUUUGCGAGAUUUUCGAGAAGAACCUGAUCUCCUGGAAUGCCAUGGUUGCAGCAUACGCUCAGAAUGGAUCCCGUAAGCAAGCUCUGCUGGUGUUUCGCUUCAUGGAUCUGGAAGGAGUUGGGCCCGGCCCCGUGACGUUUACCAGCAUUUUGGAGGUAUGUGCGAGCUCUUCCGCUCUGGAAGACGGGAGAUAUAUCCACUCCAAAGCAGUCGCAUCAGGAUGCCACAACGAUGUUAAGGUGGCAAGCGCGCUCGUCAACAUGUAUGGAAAGUGUGGCAGCGUUAACGAUGCAAAGCAGAUUUUCGACAGCGUUCCUCACAAGAACGUGGUGACAUGGUCGGCCAUGGUUGCUGCUUAUGCUCAGAACGACUGUGGGAAAGAAGCUCUCGAGCUGGGGAUUUACAUGGAUCUGGAGGGCCUGCUACCGAACGAAGUUACUUUCGUCAGCAUGGUGGAUGCGUGCGCUUGCAUCCCGGCGCUGAGACAGGGAAGGCUGCUUCACGAGGGCAUCCGCGUGAACUUCAAGGCUCCAUUGGUACUCGAGCUUGACAACGCUUUGAUCCACAUGUAUGGACAGUGCGGGGCCCUUGAGGAUUCCAGGAAAGUUUUCGACAGCAUGGGCCUCCGGGACAGCAUCACGUGGAACGCUUUGAUAACAGCGUACGCUCAAAAUGGAGUCCCUGAGGAGGCCUUGGUUCUGUUCCAGGAUAUGAAGCUAGAUGGAACAAGUCCGUCCGAACUCACCUUCAUGAGCGUUCUGUCGGCUUGCAGCCACUCUGGAUUGCUCGGGUACGCAAGGCAGUGCUUUGUCUCUAUCACCGGUGAUUUUUUCAUGGCUCCGGUGGCAGGUCACUUUCGGUGUCUGAUCAAUCUUCUGGGCCGAGCAGGGAGGCUGACCGACGCAGAAGAAUUGAUGAGCAGCAUGCCGUUUGAAGCCAGUGGCUUGGAGCUGGCGAGCUUGCUUCAUGGAUGCAAGACACAGGGAAGUCUCAGAGGAGGAGCUCGAAUCGCAAGAAAAGUCAUGGAAGGCGGGGAUCCGGUCGGGCCUUCCUCACCUUAUGUGUUGCUAUCAAGCAUCUGGAGAGACAGCGACCAGGAGGAGGAAGAGUUACAGCAGCUAUAGGCAGAAAAAGUGCU